UUCCCCUUUAAUUAAACUCCACCCACCUGGGUGGAGAGACACACCCUCUUCUGCAGGAGGGGGAAGAGGUGACAGUCACUGGAAUGCAGGCGGAAGAGCUCUCCUCCAGCAUAUUUUGGGAAUAUCGGGAUUGGGAAUCUGGUACGAGAUUGACUUGAAGGCCAACUGAAGUCCUGUUGGUCUUGGUCUUUGAUCUCCAGCAGGUGUCAAUCACUGGAGGGCGGUGUCAAGGGAACGUUUGGACACAUGAGGUUUACAGUUUUAGCAACAUGUCUUCAGCCUCCGCCUUUUUUGGUCUGCUUCUCCUUUUGUAGUCCUGGAAAACCCAGCUAGUUUAUGUUGUUCUUGAAGGUCUUGGAGGCCAACGUUGGGGAACCCUGGUGGCGCCAUGCAGCUAGCACACACAGCCUGACUGUGAAUACUAGAAUACUGUUCUCUGCCUGACUCCCCAGGCAGUCCGGGAAGGCUGAAACGUUCCUGAAACGUACCAAAUGUUCUUUUGCCCAAGGUGAUCCCAAGGUGAUCCCAAGGUGAUCCCAAGGUGCGUAGAGCUGCCACGCCCCACCUCGAGUGAAGCUUCACAGGGGAGUCACUUCUGUCGUCCCCGACCACGCCAUCUCCAUGCCGACGCCCACCAUCCCCAGAGCAACCAGCAGUCGUGAGGGGAGGGCAGCGGUUUGGGAGGCUUUUCUUGGGAUUGACUUGGUCGUUGUCCUGCAGAGAUGCUUCAUCAGUGGAGCGUCCUGGUCUUCUCUCUGCUGAGGACAGGGCUUGUGGGCGGCUGCCGGUGCCCACCUGCCACCGUCUGGUCCGAGUUCCCCUCAGAGACGCCGGCCACCGUUUGCUGCCUAAACUUCUCCGGCUCCGCUUUGGGUCAGGUGCGGUGGUCCCGGCUGACCAACCAGUCCAGCCUGCGGAUUCUGGAUCUUUCCGACUGUAACAUCACCUCACUGGAGAUGUCAGGCGUGGAGGCCUCCCUGCUGGAAAAGGUUUACUUGGGCCGCAACAGAAUGGCGGCUUUGCCACUGGACUUUCUGGCCGGACAGCCCCGCCUGGAAGAAGUGGACCUAAGCCAGAACCAACUGGAGGAGCUCCCGGAAGGCUUCUUACAGGACUCGGACAACUUGCGGAGGUUGGAUCUCCAAGAGAACCGACUCAGCUUCCUUCCAGCCUCCGUGCUGCAGAGGCCCGCUCUGCAGAGCCUGCAGCUGGACGGGAACCCCUGGGACUGCUCCUGCUCCUUCCUGGAGGUCCUGGAGAACAGCAGGGACACAAAGACGGGGGUCCUGGCGAGCAACUUGACCUGCGUCUCCCCCUGGAAGCUGGCGGGCCGGGCGGUGUGGUCGGUGAGGGUGAACGACAUGUGCCGCCCGGCCAGCCUCACUGCGCUCUUCUUCACGCUCCCGCUCCUUCUGCUCUCCGCCCUGGUGGUCUGCUGGUGCUGCGGGAGGAAGAGGAAAGAGGCCCCCAUUUUGGGGGCAUCAACGAAACGGCGGUCCAGCUCCCCCGGCGCUGGGCUGAAAGGUCACCACGGGCAGAUGUCAGCUGACUGCAGGGGGCGGGACGUCCCGGCUUCCGAGCUGCUGGGCCGCACCGCGAACAUGGAUGGAGAAAAAGAAGUCCGGCUGGGUUCCAUGGAAUCUCUCCAACCGGAAUCCCGCUGCUCAGAUGGGAAGCCUAGCGGGACCGAGAUGGACUCGGUCAGCGUGUCGGAAGUGCUGAAAGACUCGGCGGACCGGGAGAGAGCUUACAUGACUCAAUCCACGGAAUAUUACAGCCUGGUACCAGGAAUCCGGCUGGAUGACUCGGACCAUGGAGAAUGAGCCGCUGGAGAUUUAGGAUACUUAUUAUAGGAACAAUAGAGCGGAAGCAUGAUUUUAUACUUUCCAUGGAAUACUUGGGCCUGCUGGGGGAAUGUCUCUGAAGGGAAGGACAAGGUUACACUUACGACGUUCCAUAUAGAAUUCCAACAAUACUAUUUGUCAAUAACGUGGCUUUAGUUGAAAGAGCUCCUCCCCUAUGUGGGGGUGUUGUACCCUCCCCGUUCCUGUUCCUCUUGUUUCUAACCGUUUUCCAUUGGGAAGUUGGGUGUCACUCUCUCCCGAGGAGCUGCUCAACCGGAAAAUUCACGGCUCUGUUGGUGUGUCCAAGUGUGUCAUGCUCCUGUCAUAUAUCAUAUUAUAUAUAUGUAUAUAGCUGUCACAUACCAUAUUAUAUAUAGCUGUCAUAUUAUAUAUACAUAUCUGACUAUCUGGACCACGUCCUUCAUCAUGGUGUGGAAGGGACAUGAUAAAGGAUGUGGUCUUUAACUAGGACCCCAGAUGUGCUACGGGAGCCCAUCGACCCGAGGCCGUAAGGAGAGGAGGCCACGGCACCGUGUCAGCGCUCCACAGGAGGAGUCCAUACGGUUCUAUAAAAACUAAGAGGCUGAUAUACAGCAGAUACGAGCGUGUGAAAAGCAAACAUGAGGCGGGUGGGACGGACCAUGCAACACAUCAUAUGAGCUGUCAAACAUCCUUUCAUUCCAUCCUCCUUCCAAGCAGGCGACGUUUGACAUACAACAUGAUCACGUGAUACAUCUAGUAUCACUCUUUAUGGUUAUUGUUGGAGGUGCUGGCCAUCAAAUCUGGCAGACAUUUCUUCUAGGAGACCCUUUUAGUUGGAGACCAGGACAUCUUCAUAGCAUCACGUUCCUGGGAUAAACUGGGAAAAGAGUGAGAAGGUCAGCUUAGUUUGGUGACUAACAAUCAAAGCAACACAUGUCAAAGAUUCAUAAAAAGAUGAAAUAAUACAUAAUCAUGCGGUUUUUAUUAGUUAUGAACUUUUCCUCACAGUCUGACAUGUUUCUUAAAUAAAGAAUGAAUGCUGUUCUCUAAAAAUUAAAAUAUAAAAUUUAUACUCUGUAGUUUUUAACCUGAUCUGUAAUUGACCAGUUAAUUUUUCCAGGCAU
Messenger RNA from Doryrhamphus excisus (bluestripe pipefish), 2950 nucleotides. RefSeq lists its product as uncharacterized. NCBI's taxonomy places the organism in Eukaryota, Metazoa, Chordata, Actinopteri, Syngnathiformes, Syngnathidae. Gene Ontology annotation, molecular function: protein binding. The record is from RefSeq and is a predicted model, not a curated record.